Molecule: messenger RNA, 1230 nt
Organism: Aspergillus steynii IBT 23096
Lineage: Eukaryota; Fungi; Ascomycota; Eurotiomycetes; Eurotiales; Aspergillaceae
Product: Ser/Thr protein phosphatase superfamily
Exons: 1
Coding region: 164-970 (268 amino acids)
Molecular function (GO): hydrolase activity
Source: RefSeq, a predicted model, not a curated record
UUUCAAACUCCGAGACAACGGCGGCGGCAAAGAUGUGUCUCACACUUCAGGUCAUCUGACUCGCUUGCCUUUUGAGAACGGCUAGAUUAGCGCCGGGCAGUAACCACGACCCUUACCACCACACAUCUCUUGAUGCAAUCUUCCUGAACAGAUCCGACUCGCCAUGACUGACCAGCGGAUCCAAAUCGUAUCGGACCUCCAUCUGGAGUCUCCGUCGGCCUACGAUCUUUUCGACAUCACUCCGAAGGCGCCGUUUCUAGCCCUGCUCGGCGACGUGGGGUAUGUCAGAGACGAGGGGUUUUUCGAUUUCCUUCGCAAGCAGCUAGCCGCCUUCCGGGUUGUCUUCCUGGUUCUGGGCAACCACGAGCCCUACCAUAGCAGCUGGGUCGAGGCUAAAUCCAGGGUGGAAGGGUUCAAAGAGACGAUCCACAGCACCUCUCAGGGAGACGAGGCGCUCGGGGAGCUUGUUCUGCUUGACCAGACGCGCUACGAUCUCUCACCGACUGUCACGAUUCUUGGCUGCACGUUGUUCUCAAAUGUCACACACGAUCAAUCGGAUCAUGUUAGUUUCGGGCUGAAUGAUUUCUACCACACGCGCGACUGGUCUGUCGAGUCUCAUCGAGAAGCACACCUCGCGGAUCUGGCUUGGUUGAAUAAGGAAGUCGACUUGAUUUCCCGGGAAGAGCCUGGUCGGAAAAUUGUUGUUUUCACUCAUUAUUGUCCCUCCACGGACACAAACGUCAUUGACCCCAGACAUGGAAACAGCAAGAUCUCCUCCGGGUUUAUGACAGAUCUAUCCAAGGAAUCUUGCUGGCAGUGCAAAGCCGUCACGCUUUGGGCGUUUGGACAUACGCACUUCAACUGUGAUUUCAGGGAUCCAGAGACUGGUAAAAGAGUCUUAGCAAAUCAGAGAGGGUAUUACUUCGCUCAGUCGACCGGAUUUGAUAGCGAGAAGAUUGUCGAGCUUUGACGCGGGCGACGAUGAUUCGGGGUUCUAAGAGUUCCAGACUUGGUUUUUGUGCGGAAAGAAGAGCUCAGCUGAAUUUCGUUGAAAUUGUGUUUGCCCGUUUCACCUGAUAGCCUGCCUUCUUAUCAAACCAUCGCGAAGCGUAUCCAGGUGUAGCCACAUGUCCGGAUCCCCCUGUAUUAUGGCCCCGUAGAACGGUGUAUAUUCCUCCCUCAGACUUUCUUCACGAAGAAUAUCCGUCCCGUCAACAUAUUCCAUAAGAU